Oenanthe melanoleuca is the source of this 3744-nucleotide messenger RNA. It is a transcript of the gene MYD88, whose product is annotated as MYD88 innate immune signal transduction adaptor. NCBI's taxonomy places the organism in Eukaryota, Metazoa, Chordata, Aves, Passeriformes, Muscicapidae. The transcript has 5 exons. Gene Ontology annotation, biological process: MyD88-dependent toll-like receptor signaling pathway; Toll signaling pathway; innate immune response. The coding region runs from base 58 to 960 and encodes 300 amino acids. Gene Ontology annotation, molecular function: Toll-like receptor binding; TIR domain binding. The record is from RefSeq and is a predicted model, not a curated record. Gene Ontology annotation, cellular component: plasma membrane.
GGGGCGAGCCGGGAAGCGAAAGCGCGGGCGGGGGGAAGCGGGGAGCGCGGCAGGGCCAUGGCUGCAGCCCCGCCGGAGCCCGGCCGGGUCCCCAGCCCGGCCCCGCGGCCCGACCCGCACGCCGUGCCCAUGGUCGCGCUCAAUUACGGCGUUCGCCGCCGCCUCGGGCUCUACCUGAACCCGCGGGCGGCCGCGGCCGCGGACUGGACGGCGCUGGCCGAGGCGCUGGGCUGCAGCUUCCUGGAGAUCCGGCGGCUGGAAGCGCUGCCCGACCCCACGGGCGCGCUGCUGGACGAGUGGCCGGGGCGCUGCCCCGGCGGGGCCACGGUGGGACAGCUGCUGGAUGUGCUGCGCGACCUGGGGCGCCACGAUGUGCUGACAGAGCUGGCCGGCAGCGUGGAGGAGGACUGCAAGAAGUACUGGCAGAGGAAGCAGGAAGAGGCCAACCAGCCUCUCCAGGUGCCAGCAGUGGACAGCAGCGUGCCAAAGACUUCAGAACUGAUGGGCAUCACCAUCAGGGAUGAUCCCUAUGGGAGUGGAACAGAGAUAUUUGAUGCCUUCAUCUGCUACUGUCAGAAAGACCUCCAGUUUGUCCAGGAGAUGAUCAGGGAGCUGGAGCAAACAGAGUACAAACUGAAGCUCUGUGUAUUUGAUCGGGAUGUCUUGCCAGGAGCCUGUGUGUGGUCCAUCAGUGGAGAGCUCAUAGAGAGGAGGUGUCGGAGGAUGGUGGUUGUCGUUUCAGAUGAUUACUUGGAAAGCGACGAAUGUGAUUUCCAGACCAAAUUUGCUCUUAGUCUUUCCCCAGGUGCUCGUCACAAGCGGCUGAUUCCAGUCAAGUACAAAUCCAUGAAAAACGAGUUUCCGAGUAUCUUACGGUUCAUCACGAUUUGUGACUACACCAAUCCUUGCACCAAAAAAUGGUUCUGGACCAGACUGGCAAAGUCCCUCAUGCUGCCCUGAUGCAAUGUCCUGAGAGCUGGGUGCUCCUGUCACCUGUCCUGGCUGUGUCUUUGGACCAGGGAUGUCUUCCACCACUUCAGAACCUGGAUCCUUGCUUGAGCCUGUGGCUGGGAACAAAGAGCUCUCUCCAGCACUUCUUCACAACUCUGAGGGGAAAUAAACAACUGUGUGGGUGUUCUGGGUUAAGUCAGUGAGCAGCAGCAUCCAGCAUUUGUGGAGCACCUUCACUAAAAAUACUGAAAAUACACAUUUAAAGAGUGUCUGAUACAGGAAGACUCUGUUGUAAGAAUUAACAAGACCUCAAAGCCUCACACUGCAGGGUUUUCAAUAUUUCAAAAGCUACAGUAACAUCGAGGCUUGUGGGAAUUUUAUGACAUUGAACAGGUCUGUCACUAUUCAGGACACCUUGUACCAGCAUUUAAUAUUCCCAGAUAUUACUAAAUUUUACUUCUUCUUCAGGAGAAAUUCAGUCUUAAAAUAUAUCUUUUCAGUGACAGUCCUUACACAAAGCAGGGGCUGCCGUUGCUCAUUGACUUGACCAAGGUGUGCACCUCAGUGGGUCGAGAUCUCAAAUUCUUUCACCUUUACAAGCCUUCCAAAACACAGCAGCUUUUGGGAUGCCUCAAAGGCACAGGGCUAAACACUGAAUAAGGAGUGUAUUAAAUUGACAUUUGGGCUGUUUAAAAUAUGGAGGUGAAUGUUGCAUUAAUAUGAAAGAGCCUAAUUUAAUUAACUGCCACAAUAAUGACUGUAUUUCUGUGACUAAGGCUCGGAGCAAUGUCAAGACUGCUCUGCUUGUUAGACUUGGCCUUGAAUCCUGCCCAUGACUAGUGGAUCUCAUUGGUGCUCCAGGGUGGAGGUCAUGAGUUCUACUCAAAGGAGUGUUUAAAGCGAUCCAUUGGUGUAUUAGACAGAUUUACAGUAAAUAUUGACUUUUUAAAUUGGGGAAGAGAGGAAUCUUGCUUAUGUAUCUGCAGUUGCUUGAACUCUGCCCCUUUGUUCAUUAUUUCAGCCACUGACGCAUGUUGAUUUUACAGCUUAAUGUUUUACUAGUUUACAUUUUUAAGGUUGCAUCUGGAUGUGAUUUUAUUUUUUUUUUCAAUUUUAGCUUUGUUUUAAAGCAUUACCAGGGCUGGGACAGAAAUGUGCUCCUGCCCCUUCCCUCACACUCCUUGUCAGUGAAUGAUCCCUAACCAGGGAUGCUGCCAAAUCCUGUCCAGGUGCUGCUGCUGGUUCCUCCUGGCUGACAGCAGCAGCCCUUGACCUGAGCAUGUGAAGCUCAUUCACACACAUCAUGUUGGCAGCAGGAGCCAUUUUGGGAUAGAUCCAGCAGCUGGGUGUUUCUUCUACAAAAGUUACUGCUGCCAUCGUGCCAAGGUGACAUUUACACCUUCCUCUCUUGCUAGAACAAGUGAAAAGUCUGUGGGCACCGGGAGAAGGAAAGUUAAGUUGAUAAGGGGUUUCUGAAUAGUUUGUCUUCCACUCCUGUUGCCCUGGGGCCUCUCCUGCAGAAGUGGAGACAGCUGCUUGCCUCGGGCUUGCUGCAUAAUCGUUAAAUGUUAAUUAUAGAAGAGCUUCAGGAGGCUGCUUGAUCCCCAGGCACUCCGGGGACUCAGUGAAUUCUCAUACUCUGGAGAGUGUAUAAACAUCAAUUAUGGGUCAUUACUCGCAGGACAGGCAGAUUCCUCCUGCCUGGAGAGCUGGAAGGGCUCUGGUGGUGGCUCAGGAUCUGCUGAGGCAGAGGAGCCCGGGCUGUGGACGCUAGAGGGAGGCCAUGGCCCAUGCCAGAGAAUGCAGGUGGGAUGGGAAGACACAGCCAGCAGGGCACAGACCCUGUGGGGCAUGGAAAAAACACAAAUGGGUUCUUCUCCUCCUCCCCUUGCUCCCUAAAGUAUCCCCAAAACCAGCGAGAAUUUCGGCAGCUUGAACCUCGUGCGGUGUCUUCCAAGUCCUGAUGGUUUGGGACUUGGUGUGUUGCAUAUGAGGGGAAAUUAACAGCUGAAAAAAUAAUGUUUGUAAAAGGUGAUUUGGUGAUUCCCCAACAGGGAAUGUGCUGGUUCUGGAGGGGAAAGCAAACAGAGGAGCUGGAUUUCUAAAAUUUUUUGGGUUUCAGUAGAUAAAUGCCAUAUUCCAGCUAGUGGUGAAAGAUGUUGGGAUCUUGUUACCGUCCUUCUUGUGGUGCCCUGGCCCUUCUUUCUGCUUGGCUUGGAUGCUGGGAAGGUUUUACUGUUAUGGAGCUGUUGCUUUAUUACAAGUCACUAUAUAUCUUAUAGGCUGAAAUAAUUAUUUUGGGGUAAAGUGAGGAAACAGCCCUAAAACAUAAAAUGCUCUUUAAAUAUGUAUUCUCUUCCAUGUAAACCCCAGAGUUUAUGCACUGUUACACUUUCAUAUCUGCCUUGUCACAGUAACCUGAAGUGUGGCAUUGUGAAUUAUACAAAAUGUUGUGAACCAUUUGCCCAUUUCAGUGGCAUUUGGUGCUCUCCUCCCCUCUUUCAUGCUCAAUGGAAGGUCAAAAUUUUUGAACACCUUUAAAAAAGGGAUUUGUAAAAUUGUCACAGGUUUUUUUCUAUUUUGUCUCUGUCCCUCUCUGAAAUUGUUGAAUCUAUUAGUGCCAAAUCAUUUAUUUUUAUAUACAGACAUAUAUGUUUAUAAUUUUGUGAUCUGAUACAAAGAGGGAAAGCAUCUGUCUUUAUAGGCAUUCUGAAAAUAAACAAUGUUUAUAUUUUUCUCCUCAAAAACUUUUGCUACUUGUGAAAACAUUUUAAAAUAAAGAAUGAAAAACCA